AUGCUCUCGAGCCUUCACUUUGAUCACGUCGUCUCCACAGAACUGUUCCUCGCAUUUUUCUUCAUCAUCUCCCGACUCUUCUACCUUUUGGUUGUGAAGCCUCGACAGAACAAUCUCAGCCACAUUCCUCGUCCGAACCAAGGCUUCUUCCUCUUCAGACUCUUGCACGAGCCAACAGUCCGCGAACUCGAGCAAUGGCUGGACGAACUCCCACAUAAAGGCCUGAUUCGAUACUACGGCCUGUGGAACCAAGAGCGAAUCUUCGCCGCGAGUCCAGAAGCCGUCAAAGACCUCCUCGUCUCAGGAGCUUACCAAUUCGUGAAGCCAGAGCUGCAGCGGCUUCUGGCGGGCAAUGUCGCGGCGGAGGGACUCCUGCUCCAAGAAGGAACGAUCCAUAAGGCGGCACGAAAGGCCUUUCAACCAGCGUUCCAUGCAGAUCACAUUCGCCGAGCGUAUCCGAUCAUGUGGGAGACCGCAUUCGACCUCGUGAACGCCGUGACGAUGCAAACCCAGGCACAGCACGCUGACACGAGCGACAAGACUGGAUCCAAGGAAGGCAUCGGUCUAUUGAAACCACUCUCUGCCGCGAGCAUCGACAUUAUCGGCCGCUGGGGUUUCUCCAAAGACUUUAACGCUGUCCAAGACCCCUCAGCCAAGUUCGGUCGAACUUACAUUCAGAUUCUCAAGACGACUAAGCGUGGUCAGGGGACGCUUCACCAAGCCGCUAUCAUUGGGCCAAAGCUCGCUCUACAGCUGCCUCUGCGCGCAAUUAAGACGAUUCGCAGAGGCGUCGCACUCGUGGUGAAAACGGCGGAGACAAUCGUUCAAGAGCAUGAACAGUCCCAGGAUACCAACAGCAUUGACAUGCUGGGUGUUGCGAUGAAAUCGGGACAUUUCUCUCACUCGGACUUGGUAGUCCAAACAGUUCACAUGCUUGCAGCUGGGACGGAAACGGUUUCUGGAAGCGUCUCCUGGGCAAUUCAUCUGCUCUCACGCCAUCCAGAGAUGCAAACCCGUCUACGUGAGGAGAUCCGACAACAGCUCCCGUCCCCUCGCUCGAUCAAUGGACAUUUAGAUCUCCAGGAGGCCGACUUCGCAGGGACGAAGUAUCUUGAUGCUGUUAUCAAAGAGGUUCUUCGAUUCCACUCCAUCAACACGAUCUUGUGGCGGGAGUGCGUAUCUCCAGCUCGAAUUCUCGACACUGUCAUCCCGGUCGGCGCUAAAGUGGUCUUCUCGCCCUGGGCACUGGGGAGAGAUCCAAAUCAUUGGGGACCGGAUGCACGUACAUUCAACCCAGACAGGUGGCUGGACGAGAACAGAGAGCAAGGUGUUUGCGACAACGUGCUUUCUUUCUUGACGUUCGGUGCCGGACCCAGACGAUGCAUUGGCGAACAGUUCGCGCGAGCGCAGAUGCGUUGUCUCAUUGCCGGGUUGGUAGGAAGAUUUGAAUUCUCUCCCCUGGCACCAGAGAGGGAGUCGGACGACGGACUGGAAAUUGGAGAUCAGGCUGCCCUGACUUUGUUCAAGAUCUUUGAAGAUUGGAAGAUUCAGGCGACGGAAAUAGAAGGCUGGUAA
Zasmidium cellare ATCC 36951 is the source of this 1575-nucleotide messenger RNA. RefSeq lists its product as uncharacterized. The transcript has a single exon. Gene Ontology annotation, molecular function: oxidoreductase activity, acting on paired donors, with incorporation or reduction of molecular oxygen; heme binding; monooxygenase activity. Lineage: Eukaryota; Fungi; Ascomycota; Dothideomycetes; Mycosphaerellales; Mycosphaerellaceae. The coding region runs from base 1 to 1575 and encodes 524 amino acids. The record is from RefSeq and is a predicted model, not a curated record.